CCCUGUUAAGCGGAAUUCGCAAAGGUGGCAACUUUGCGAGGAAUAAAAUAAAGUUGAAAUUUAUUUUAUAAAUUAUAAGUUUAAGCACAAACGAUGGCUGCCACCCCAAGCGCCCCGGGCAAGGCCGAGAUGAUCGACCUGACCAAGUUGAGUCCGGAACAGCUGCUGCAGAUCAAGCAGGAGUUCGAGCAGGAGAUGACCAACAUACAGGACUCGCUGUCGACGCUGCACGGCUGUAAGGCCAAGUACGCUGGCUCCAAGGAGGCCCUGGAGACCUUCAAUUCCGAUUGGGAGAACCGCGAGAUCCUGGUGCCGCUGACCAGCAGCAUGUACGUGCCAGGACGCGUCAAGGAUCUCAACAACUUUGUCAUCGACAUCGGCACCGGCUACUACAUCGAAAAGGAUCUGGAUGGCUCCAAGGACUACUUCAAGCGGCGCGUAGAGUACGUGCAGGAGCAGAUCGAGAAAAUCGAGAAGAUCCACUUGCAGAAGACGCGCUUCCUCAACUCUGUGAUCGGCGUGCUGGAGCUGAAGCAGGCGGCCGCCGCCAAAAUGCUGCAGGCCCAGCAGCAAUCGGCGGCCCCCCAGACCUCCUAAGACCACGCAGAACAGACACAGAAAGCAUUAAAUUAUUAAACUUAUAAACGAGAUGUGUGCAUUUAAUUAACAUAGUUUAUUAAAUUGUUCGGCUACUUUUUGGCUUCCUCCAGGGCCACAGUGAGAA
Messenger RNA from Drosophila biarmipes, 724 nucleotides. RefSeq names its product probable prefoldin subunit 5 (gene Pfdn5). Gene Ontology annotation, cellular component: prefoldin complex; cytoplasm. NCBI's taxonomy places the organism in Eukaryota, Metazoa, Arthropoda, Insecta, Diptera, Drosophilidae. Gene Ontology annotation, biological process: protein folding; regulation of DNA-templated transcription. The record is from RefSeq and is a predicted model, not a curated record. The coding region runs from base 94 to 597 and encodes 167 amino acids. The transcript is spliced from 3 exons.